CAAUUUCUUUGUGUGCAUCUCAUUUACAUUUCUUAACUAUAUAGUCUUUCUCAAUUUUCCUUUCAGUAAAUUUGACCCUGCAGGUUCCUUUUUCUAGCAAAAUUCAUUAAAUGCCUCUACAAUUUUUAGUGUCUUUAUUACAACACCAUUUGCUUAUUUCACAUUUUCAUCAAUUUUCCUCACUGAAAAACUCAGCCUUUAUGACUCUUAUGUUCAUUUGUUGAUGUCAAAAAUCCAAAAAAGUUUGAAUCUUGGUGAGUUUUUAUUAUUGUUUUCUUGAAAAUAUGAAUUGAAUUCUUGAUAAAAUUCAUUAAGAAUGUGUUCUUUCACUGAAAGUUUGAAUCUUUUGAGUCUGUUUUCCAUUCUGUUGUUGUCACAAAUCAUAAAGUUUGAAUCUUGAUGUGUUUUUAUUGAAAACAUGAAUUUGAUUCUUGAUAAAAAUUUGAUGAAAGUUGUGUUGUUUCACAUUUUUUUAUCCAUUUUCUUACUGAAAGUCUGAAUCUUUUGAGUCUGUUUUUCCAUUUUGUUGUUGGUUUUCUGUUGUCACAAAAUCAUAAAGUUUGAAUCUUGAUAUGUUUUUCUUGAAUUUUUGGGGUCUUGUUAAGAUUCAUGAAAGUUGUGUUCUUUCACAUUUUGAUCAGUCUUUUGAGUCUCUUUUUCCAUUCUGUUGUUGGUUUUCUGUUGUCACAAAUCAUAAAGUUUGAAUCUUGAUUGGUUUUUCUUGAAGUUAUGAGGUGGGGUCUUGUUAAAAAUUCAUGAAAAGUAGUGUUUCUUUUGCAUCUUCAUCAAUCUGAAAACACUUAAAGAUUGAACCUUUUGAGUCUGUUGCCAUUGGUGUUGUUCAUUUUCUAGUGUCACAAAGCCAAAAAGAUUGAAUCUUGAUGAGUUUUUCUUGUAGUUUUCUUGAAGUUAUGAAGUGGGGUCUUGUUAAAAUUUCAUGAAAGUUGUGUUCUUUCACAUUUUCUAGUGUCACAAAGCCAAAAAGAUUGAACCUUUUGAGUCUAUUUUCAUUGGUGUUGUUCAUUUUCUAGUGUCACAAAGCCAAAAAGAUUGAAUCCUUUGAGUCUGUUGCCAUUGGUGUUGUUCAUUUUGGCCAAAGAGAUUGAAUCUUGGGUGAGUUUUUCUUGAAGAUAUGAAUUGGGUACUUGUUAAAAUUCAAGAAAGUAAUGUUCUUUCACCAUCAAAUCACCCAUUGUACCUUCUUCAACCACCUCCACCACCACUUGUUAUACAUGAUUCUAAUGGUGGUAGUGGUGGUGGUCUUUUCAAUUUGAAUAACAAAGUUAGUCCAACUAUACUUCUUGUCAUCAUAAUUCUUGCACUUAUCUUCUUCAUAUCUGGUUUACUUCACCUACUUGUUAGAUUCCUAUUAAGGCCAACAACUAGAGAUCCAGAUGAAUUAGACAAUGUAACAGCCUUUCAAGGUCAAUUACAACAACUUUUUCACCUUCAUGAUGCCGGUGUUGAUCAAUCUUUUAUCGAUACACUUCCUGUAUUCAAUUACAAAUCCAUCAUUGGUGUUAAAGAUCCUUUCGAUUGUGCAGUUUGUUUAUGUGAAUUCGAACCCGAUGACAAACUUAGAUGGCUACCAAAAUGUAGCCACGCUUUUCAUAUGGAGUGUAUUGACACUUGGCUUUUGUCACAUUCAACUUGUCCUCUUUGUAGAGCUAGUCUUUUGCCUGAUUUCUCUUCAUCAUCAUUAAACAACAAUCAUACUUGUUCACCUAUUGUCUUUGUUCUUGAAUCCGAUAGUGGAAGUUCAAGAGAAAACAACAGCAACAACAACAACAACGUUGUUCCUUAUAGUCAUGAGUUGUUGUUUGACUCAUUGAGGAGGAACAAUUCAAUUUCAAGAUUGAGUUUGAGUAGUUCCCUCUUUGAUGACCACAACAUGAGUGUCUCUGAUGUUGUUGUCGUCGCGAAAUCUUGUGAUGAAAUCCACGCAAGAGAUGGUGAGAUUGAAAAAGUAGUGCAAGUGAAACUUGGGAAAUUCAAGAAUGUUGAUAUACGAGAUUCGAGUGAUGACAAUGAAGAGGGAAGUAGCAAUAACAUUGAUUCAAGAAGGUGUUUUUCAAUGGGAUCAUUUGCUUAUAUACUAGAUGAAACAACAAGUUUACAUGUUCCUAUUAGGCAAACAUCAUCAAAGAAGCAAUCAAUUUACAAGCCAAAUCAUAGACAAGCAAUGUCUGAAUGUGGAUGUGAUGAUUCAAUAAGGGAAUUCAAUGGAUUUGAGGCAUUCAAAUUCGCCGAAAAUCCAAUGCAGAAUAUCAACAAUCAAAACAAGAUUAUUGAAUGCAAAAGAGAGAGCUUUUCAGUGUCAAAGAUUUGGUUAAGGGGGAAAAAAGAUCAUGAGAAUGCCAAUUCAAGAAGGGCAUUUUCGUUCCGGCUACCUACUAUCAGCCGGACUAUCCCAAUCGCAGCACAGCCAGAUGGCUCUGCCGCGACCGAGAAUGGUGGUACUAGGAGGACAACCUCAGAGAUUGAUGUUGUUACAUGGGAAAAAAAUGAAGGAUUUGAUGAAGAAAAUCAAUGUUACAAUAGAUUGGAAUAUCAACCAAAAACACCAUCUUUUGCUAGAAGAACACUUCUUUGGCUUAUGGGAAAACAAAACAAAGUUGUUCACUCAUCUUACUCAUCAAAUCUCUAGUCUUUAGUUUUUGGACUCUUCAAAAAUGUCUAUGCGCGCGUGUCGGAUCCUCAAAAAACAGUGUAUUUUCGAAGGAUCCGACACGGGCGCGACAACAUUUCUGGAGAAUCCAUGCAAGUUACUUAGCUCAACACAACAUUUAGCAUAUUGAAUAUGGCCUUCAAGAGUAAAUUAUGAUUAUAGAUGAUCAAUUUUAUUGUUUUCAAUAUCUAGCUUAGUGUAAUUUUUUUUUAGAUUACUAUAUUAAAUUUUCAA
This is a messenger RNA of Capsicum annuum, 2902 nucleotides long. Its product is annotated as RING-H2 finger protein ATL13. The transcript has a single exon. NCBI's taxonomy places the organism in Eukaryota, Viridiplantae, Streptophyta, Magnoliopsida, Solanales, Solanaceae. The record is from RefSeq and is a predicted model, not a curated record. The coding region runs from base 1133 to 2647 and encodes 504 amino acids.